Messenger RNA from Closterium sp. Yama58-4, 1699 nucleotides. The record is from the annotation of a GenBank genome assembly. Lineage: Eukaryota; Viridiplantae; Streptophyta; Zygnematophyceae; Desmidiales; Closteriaceae.
GUCACUCCCAUUCAGCAAGCUCACAGGCACUAUUCCGCAAUCCCUCUUCAGCCUCACCUCACUUGUCGUUCUCGACUUGACUCGAAACUUCAUCACAGGGACUAUUCCAGCAAGCAUCAGCCGCCUCACCAACUUGCUUGUUCUUAUCCUUGGCAUGAAUCAGCUCUCGGGUCCCAUCGAUCCACUCACCAGCUUGUCGCAACUCCAACUACUCGAUGCGGAUCAGAAUUUCCUCAACACCUCCAUUCCCUCUGACAUCGGCAAACUCACUGCCCUUCACGCUCUGGUCCUUGAGAAGAACUCGUUCACGGGAAGCAUUCCGCCCUCCAUAGGCAACAUGGCACACCUGCAUCCUUUGGCGCUGGGCUUAAACCAGCUGAGUGGCUCCAUACCCGACUCCUUGAGCCGCCUGCGCAACCUCACCUAUCUCCUCUUGGAUACGAAUCAGCUCAGCGGCUCCCUUCCUGAGUGGCUUGGAACGCUCUCUGCUCUCAAGCGCCUGUUAUGGGAAUUCGAUCUGAGGGUGCUGCCAUACAAUGCACUGAGCGGAUCAAUUCCAGCCUCUCUGGCAUCGCUGCAGCAACUUGAAGUUUUAGUCUUGUCAGGCAACCAUCUCUCAGGAAGCAUACCUGCAGCACUGGGUGAUCUUCUUCAUCUGCAGUACCUGUGGGCGUCACUGAAUCAGCUGUCUGGAUCCAUCCCCACAGCCAUUGGAAAACUCACCAACCUGCUGCAGUUGGAUCUGUUUGGCAAUCAGCUGCAGGGGACUGUCCCCAGCACCUUACGGAGCCUCUCCAAGCUGCGGAUUCUCAUGGUGCCGUCCAACCAGCUCGCAGGCCCCAUCCACCCCAUCAUACGAGGCAUGAAGGGCGUCACUGCCUUGUGGUGUGGGGGCCAUGGCUACUGCUCUCUGAAUGCCUUCACUGGAGCAGGGGAGUGUGUGUGCGAUCCCAACUACUUGGUCAGCACCAGAAACUCCAACACCUGCGUGCCUGGAGCUGCGCGCACACUGGCGUCUGCCUUGGCAUACGUCUCCCUUGGGGGCUCUGCCUCGCUGCUUUCCAACGGCUCCAUUCUGCUCACCAGCGGCGCUGCCAGCCAGCAAGGCUCUGCCCUUGCGUUGCCCGCGCUGCGCCUCUUCUACAUUCCGGACAAGCGCUCUCCCUGCGGCACCCAGCUGGGCUUCCGAGUUGCCUUCAGCUUCGCCAUGACCCCCGGGGAUCAGGGGGCGGGUGGGGAAGGCCUUGCGUUUGUGGUGGCAGCAGCUGCUGCUGGCAAGGGGGUGAGUGUGGGGCUGGGAGGGGUGGGGAAGCGGAGUGUGGCGGUGGAGUUUGACUCGGUGCUGAGUGUGAAGCACAGCGACCCCAACGACAACCACGUGGGCGUCAAUGUGGGCGGCUCACCUGUGUCCCUCGCCUCUGCCACGGCCCCUCUCAUCCUCAACGACGCCCACACCAAGCACGCCUGGAUCCACUACGACCCCACCAGCGGCGGCACCCUCCGAGUCUUCCUCUCCUCCGACCCCCACCAGCCCCCCACCCCCACCCUCACAGCAAGCGUGUCUCUCUGCUCCGUGCUCAAGCCCACUGCAUCCGACUCUCUCUUCCUCUUCGGCUUCGUCGCCCUCUCAGCCAGCCAGCCCCAAAGCCAUGUCAUUCUGUCCUGGAGCUUCAUCACAGAUCUUCCCUCUUCUCUGUAG